GAACGCCAAGCAGGCAACAAACGCCAGCCAAUGCUGAAUGAAAAUUUUCCUUUUUUCAGAAUUUAUCAAAGGCCCGUGCUAACUUGGAAGGCCCGUGUGUGAAGAGAGCAAGAACACCCGAUCGGAUCCAAACAAUGGGGCUUUAUGACGAGACGGUCUGGAACGAAGACGAGCUCUCCCGGGGUUGGGACUAGAACAGCAGAGCAGGACGCAACAGCACAGCAGAGCAGACCACAAUGCACCACGACCAGCAGAGCAAACUAGACGCAGCAGCACCGAUAGACGAAGAAGAGGAGCUAGGAGAAGCUGGAGGAAGAGGGAAAGGAUCCGAUUCGUCAAAAGAAACGACCGCAACCUGCGGAGAUGUCAAAAGAUCAAAAGCUGGAGCCCCAGACGGAAAAAGAUGGAGGAGAGAAAUGACAGACGGUGGUGGGCAAUGCGUCAUUAUGGGGUUGCUGUCUUUUCAGAGCUGGCAAAGGGGCGGAGAAGAGGAAAAGCAGAGAGCAUACCUGAUGGGAGAGCAACAGCUGCACAAGAAUGCACUGAAGAUGAGAAAUGGACAAAAUGAAGCUGAGAUGAAGUUGAGAGAGGUCUGUCUAAUCGAGGACUUCGUGGUGGUCUCCGGGAUAAACAGCGGUGCUUCUGGCCGGGCGGGCGUUUUUGGUCUCGGUCGGGACAAGGCGGAGAAACCGUCGGCCCGAGAGGCAAGUGUCGAUGAUGUCGACUGGUGCCUAAAUGGAUGAUAUCUAGACCUUAUUUAUGUCUAUAUAUACACCUCUACAAGUGAAUAAUGAAUAGUCUAGACAAUGAUAAUGUACAUGUUAAUACUGGCAUCAAUGCACGAUCACUUUCUCCCCACAAUACAUACAGCAUCCAGAGCUGUCUGCCCCUCCGCACGGCUCUCUUG
This is a messenger RNA of Aspergillus glaucus CBS 516.65, 907 nucleotides long. RefSeq lists its product as uncharacterized. The transcript has 5 exons. The record is from RefSeq and is a predicted model, not a curated record. The coding region runs from base 237 to 743 and encodes 168 amino acids. NCBI's taxonomy places the organism in Eukaryota, Fungi, Ascomycota, Eurotiomycetes, Eurotiales, Aspergillaceae.